AGAUGACAUUUGAUUGUCAGUUCUACAUUGUCACAUUUGUUGAUAUUGUAAGUUAAGUCAACAAUAUCAUUCAUGGACGAUGAAAAGACACGCAAAGGAUGACUAGGAAAAAAUAGGAUAAAGUGUAUAAAUUAUUAAAAAUGUCUAGAACGCAUAUGCGUCCUGUGUUCGGACGUGCCCCGUCUUGUUCUCUGGAACAAAGAUUAGAAGAGAGAAGAGUCAGAUUGAAGGCUUUAAAGUUAGAACAGAGUAGAAAAUCUGAGAAACCCGAAGAUUUUAUUACUUACGAAGAUAGUGAUAGCGACGAGGAACCACUAUCGGUGCAGAAAGAUAUAUUGAAUACGUCUUUCAAUUUCGUCGAUUAUGUUAGAAAUAGAGAAAUGCAGUGCACCAAAUUGAGUUCUGUAACGCAAGAUUACGGCAGUAGGCAUAUGUUAACUCACGAAAUGUUUAAAGAGACUCCAAUAAAUUUAGGUAAUAUGAAUAAAGUGUUUUGUUCGCAGUGGUUAAGUGAUAGACAAGUUGUUUUCGGGACGAAGUGUAAUAAGUUAAUGGUAUAUGACGUUGUGACGCAUAAAAUAGACCAAAUACCAUCAUUGUUAAGUAAAAGGGACCUCCUUGGUACUGAACAACAACAAAGUGGUAUUCAUUCAGUACAAAUUAACCCCUCAAAAACCCUUUUGGCGACGGGAGCUAGAAAUACUUGUGAUAUCGCGAUUUAUAGAUUGCCUACUUUAGAUCCAGUUUGUGUGGGAGAAAAUGCCCAUAAAGAUUGGGUAUUUGAUAUGUGUUGGUUGGACGAUGAGUUUUUAGUCUCUGGUUCGAGGGAUACGAAAAUGGCUUUGUGGAGAAUUACCCCGGAAUUAUUGGAAAGUACUGAAGAAAUACCGAGGCAUCGACAUAUCCAAGCCAUAUCCGUGAAAGAUUGUAGGGGGGCUCAAAAGGUUCGCGCUUUGACUUUCAAUAAGAAAUACGACGAAAUAGCAGCUCUAAGUUUAAACGGAUAUAUACACAUUUGGAACGCGGAAAAUUUCAAACAGAAAUUAUCUAGAAAAUUACCAUCUGCUCAAGAAAACGUCUGUCUAGCUGUACAAGACACCGGACUGUACGCAAUAGGUUGUAGAUCUUAUACGUUGCUUUUGGAUUGUCGAACGUUGCAGGCUGUUAAAAAGGUGAAUUCAAGAUAUUCAGGUUGCGGUAUCAGAUCUGCUAGUUUCCAAGGGAAUGUACUCACAGUUGGGACCGGUUUGGGUAUGCUCAUGUUCUAUGAUCUCAAAGCUGGUAAAUACCUCGAUUCUAGUAUCAAUUCUUCUCGAACGGUCGUACUCAAAGCCAGCAAAGGUUACGUGUUUCCCGACGACGAAUUCAUCGAUAACAUUCAAAACGUCAAAUACGUACCAGCCAUCUAUACGCAUUGCUACGAUACCACCGGUACGAGAUUAUUUACGGCAGGCGGUCCGUUACCGGCCACCUUAACCGGAAAUUACGCCGGCCUGUGGCAAUAAACGUAAAAUAUUUAUUCGAAUGAUCAGAAUUUCUAUCUCAAAAACAAAAUACAUUUAAACGUCCCCUUGUUUAUAUACGUAUUCACUUAUAUUUGCGACUUUACCUCGUAUACUGUAUCUAUUAUAGUGAACGAGGCGUUAUGACAGUUGACAGAUAACUUCACAUAACCUAAAAUUUCAUUUGACAGAUAACUUCAUAUAACGUAUAUUUGACAUAUUUGACAGAUAACUUUAUAUAACCUAUAAUUAUGGUUGACAGAUUCAGUGACAGUUGACAGAUAUAAAUUUUUGUGAUUAGAGUUCUGUUAUUUUAAAUGAAGAAUUAUUAUUUUUUGUUUCGAAGUAUAUAUAGGGUGAUUUAUUUUUUCAAGAAAAUAGUUGUUUUAAAUUUGGAUAUAAUUUUUUUUAUACAUAUUAAAUGGAUCACACUGUAUAAAGAUAGAAAAAUUGUUUUAUUUUCUUGUAUAUAAACUAGUCGAGGUUAUUUAUUUUAUAUUUUAGCUCAUUUUUUUUAUAGGAAUGACACUUUAUGAAGUUGGUGAUGUACGAGGUGUAAUUAAAAAAUACUAUAAAUUAUUUAAUGAAUAGAUUUUUAUGUAUUCCAACGUUUCUGGAUUUUUAGGAAAAUUUAAAUGUGAUUAAAAUUGACAGAUUUUUAUUGACAAUAAGGGGGGGCAUUUUGAAAUUUUUUUUUAUUCGUACAUCAUUUCCAAUAUCCCCUCGUAGUUCACAAUGGAAUUUUUUAGGUUUUUCCGUAUAAAUAGACAAAUUUUGAAAUAUUUUGUUCUCAUUUUUCCUUUUGCCAUUUCUAUAGCACCGUUUUUGAAAAUGCUAAUUCAUUUUACUUUUUAAACGUACCUCGUAACUUUUUUAGCAUUUAAUUGAAGAAAAAAAAAAUAUUUUCGUACAAUAUGAUGAAUUUAAAAAAAAAUUUGGUUUACAAAUUACGAAUUUUAAUUCUAUAUUAUGUUUACCAGGGGCGGAUGAUAUUUAGGUUAUGCAGUUUCGAAAUCAAAUUAAUAGAAAUUAUCUUUUUUUGUGAUUUAUUUUGUUUCGAGGGCGGCACUACUUGUAUACAGCAUGGAAAUUUUUACAAUAAACUACUGCCGAAUUUUUUUUAUGGAAUUUUUUUCCCAUCCAACGUUUCGAUUAAAAAAAAAUGUAAAAAAUU
Messenger RNA from Diorhabda sublineata, 2676 nucleotides. RefSeq names its product DDB1- and CUL4-associated factor 12 homolog (gene DCAF12). Bases 141 to 1505 code for a protein of 454 amino acids. NCBI's taxonomy places the organism in Eukaryota, Metazoa, Arthropoda, Insecta, Coleoptera, Chrysomelidae. Gene Ontology annotation, cellular component: Cul4-RING E3 ubiquitin ligase complex. The transcript is spliced from 6 exons. The record is from RefSeq and is a predicted model, not a curated record. Gene Ontology annotation, molecular function: protein binding.